AUGCUGUUUGGGCUCCUGUUUCUGCCCCUGUUCGCCCUCCUGCCCCUCCCGCUGGCGCUGCCGGGAUCGAUGAUGAUGAAGUCGCAAACCCCACCAAAAAAGCUGUUGUUGGACACGUUGGCCACCCGCAAACGGCCUCUACUGGCGACGCUGACUCCCCACAUCGACUCCCUGGGCGAGGAGGACUUGUGGACGACGCUAGACGCCAACACGUUGCUGACAAGCUUGACGAGCAUCUACGAGGAGCCGCCCCCGGCGAAAAGAUCGUGUCCCGAGCUGGCUCCACUGGAGUGGACGGCGAAACUAGACGCGGUGUUGCUCAAAGCCUACCAUAAGCUCAACCACUUCCGCCACCACCCCAAUAACCCCCCGGCGCCGACGCUAUUGGCGACGCCGCCGCCAAAAGUAUUAAGCCGCAUCGUCCACGCUAAGACGGGGGUGACGAAGCUGGCGGCGGAGAUCGCCCAGCGCCUUCAAGUAUUGACGCGUGACAACCUUGACGAAUGGGCCACGGCGGCCCUGGCACCCGUGCCGCGAGCCUCGGCGCAAGACCUGGUCAACACUAAUGAAAUCAUCGACCGCGAACUUAAUCUGUUCUUGCUUCUGCCGCUGGCCACCGCGUACGAACUCGUCGUCACCCAUUUCGAUCUUUCCUACCACCCACAACUGACUGAUCCCGCCCACCGCUUUGCGACAAUGAUGCGCCCGGGGUCACCUGCGGCCCCCGCCUCGGUGUUGGGUGAGGUGAUCGACCAGUGUACCCCGGCGAUCGAUUUCGUCAAUCAGAUGGUGUUCCCGCAAAAUACUCACAUUCCCGUAUUUAUUGGCGAGCACGCCUUCGACUUGAAGAUCCCUCUUGCUCCCACUCAGCCGUUAGACCUCGUGCUGGGGACAUUCAAACUGUAUAUGCGGCUUGUCGCCACCCUCCAGACCCCGCUGCUGCUGCCACUGCCGCCGCCGCCGAUGCUUCUGUGGCGUUGCAAUUCGAUGGUGUGGAACAAUUUCACCAACCAGCAGAUCUACCAGAACACCGAUUUCAUUAAUGGCUACCCCUUAGCCGGGUCCAGUGCCGAUUUGGCGUCGUCGCCGCAGCCCCCCGGCGCGUACGAUGUUCAGGUGCCGUUUCUCAAGACGCUCCUAGCAGGGUACAUCAACUUCGUCAUCCAGGGCGGUGGUGAGUGCAACUUGACGGUGGCCCAGGUGCUUUACGACGGUAACUCUACCAACCCCACCGACCAGCCGUACGCGGUGGUGGUACAUCGCAUUACUGAUGCCGGCGUCGCGAAACCAGGGUCUCGCUUCAGCACGGUAAAGCUUUCGGCACCGCUCGAAUCCCGGGAGUUCAUGGCCCCGGCGUACGUGGCGCCCCCUGCUACCACCACCACCGAUACUCAGCAAUACACCGUCAACGACGUCGAAGACGACAACGAGACGGUAAUUGCCGACUCGCUGCCCUACAAGCUGACGCCGCGACACGACGGCACUCCCGCCGACUAUGGGGCGUCGCCGAUGCCCCGAAAACGCUUCAACAUGACCAUCGACAUCGACCGCGCCGGGUUUAUCAUGGGCCACCAAGGGCCGAUGACGGCGCCGGUAUACAACCCCGACCAGAUGGCGAAAUACGCCCCCGCCCCGCUGUGUCGGGGCAGCGUUGUCGCCCCUCCUCCGCAUGGGGGUGCUGUCCCCGACGAGUACGACCACCAGUUUAUGCAGGCUCAUAGACUCCCCCCGGACCAACGAAUGUUGGCCGACUUUGACACUUUGGCCCAUGGCCCCAUGGGCGCCCUCAACCCGCCGCCUCACCCGGGGAUGGUGGGGAUGGGGCACCCCGCUAAAGGCGACAAGAUGGAAAUUACGUUUGGCCCGAUCCUCGAGUACGACCCGUCGAAAAACCCGUCGGCGGCGGCGGCAAAAGCUCCGCCACCUGCCACUGGCCAGCAUCGGUUCCCCGUGAAUCCCACCAUGUCGAUAUAUAAACCGAAAAAGUAG
Diutina rugosa is the source of this 1989-nucleotide messenger RNA. RefSeq lists its product as uncharacterized. Bases 1 to 1989 code for a protein of 662 amino acids. Lineage: Eukaryota; Fungi; Ascomycota; Pichiomycetes; Serinales; Debaryomycetaceae. The transcript has a single exon. The record is from RefSeq and is a predicted model, not a curated record.